Molecule: messenger RNA, 366 nt
Organism: Mixia osmundae IAM 14324
Lineage: Eukaryota; Fungi; Basidiomycota; Mixiomycetes; Mixiales; Mixiaceae
Exons: 5
Coding region: 1-366 (121 amino acids)
Source: RefSeq, a predicted model, not a curated record
AUGGGCAGGCUUCCAGAGAAGGGCACCAUCGUCGUAGUGGCGCGCAUCAUCCCAAAAGAAGGCAAAGCAGCGCGUGUAGAGGAGCUGCUGCUCAAGGUCCGAGCGUCGGCCGAGUCAGACAAAGAGCCAAGAUGCAAGAGCUACAGAACCGUCAAAUCUCUUGAUCAGCCUACAACCUUUUCCGUGUUUGAGGAGUAUGACGGUGCUCAGGGUGUCAAGGAGCACGGCAGGACAGAAGCCUUCCAGACGCUCGGCAAGGUCGCAAAGGACGAAGAUCUGCUCGUUGAAGCGCCCAUCAUCCACUUCUUCACAGAGAUUGGCAAAUUGCAUCAGAUGGAGGGGCAGAAAAUGGUAUCGUUUGACUAG